UUCGCCUCCAGGACUGCAAAGGGUUAAACACGCACUGAGCCUUUUUCUGUCUUGCAAUCUGGACCCGGUCACGAAGGUAGACCUGGAUCUGCCUGGCCUGCGUAGUUCGUAUUCAUCCUUCUGUGUUUUUUCCCGCGCAAUUCGGUCCGCGCAGAGUCUUCUACCGGGUCGAGAUCCCUUGGAGUGACAAGCAAAAAGGGUCCCCAAGAAAAUUAGGCGGUGAACCGUGCUAGCCUCGACUCCGUCCCACCAAACUCGUCCUCAACUUCGCCCUCACUCAACUCAACUUCAAUAAUUCCUUAAUCUUUCCGACGACAGCCACGCACGAGGCGUCAGAUCCCCAUUUGAGAUCCCUCUUUAAUCUUCUGUCAAGGUCAAGCCCUUCUUUCAAGGCUCCCUCAACAUGUCGGAAAUCCCAAAGAAACAAAAUCUCCAAACCGCUCCAACCCCUCAAAAUACUCCUGCCAACAAUGCUCCUAUCUCCUCCCACGCCCAGCAACCCGGUGUAGGCACCAUCAAAGAAGAGGAGUUCGACCGCGCCGCAGCAGCGUCCAUCUUCGCGCAAAACCCGAAGCUUGUCCAGAUGAUUCAGGGCAAGCUUGGCUCACUUGUUGGCCGGUCGUCCGGUUACGUUGAGUCUCUCCCUGCACCAGUUCGCCGACGUGUUGCCGGCUUGAAGGGAGUGCAGAAGGAACACUCGAAGUUGGAGGCCCAGUUUCAGGAGGAGGUCUUGGAAUUGGAGAAGAAAUACUUUGCCAAGUUCACCCCAUUAUACCAAAAGCGAGCCCAGAUCGUCAACGGUGCCGCGGAGCCUACUGCCGAGGAGAUCAAGGCUGGCGAAGAGGAUGAGGAGCAGCAAGAUGCGACAGAAUCCGCCGAGAAGGAGGAGGCAACUUCUGAUGUCAAGGGCAUUCCAGAAUUCUGGCUGUCCGCGAUGAAGAACCAAAUCUCCCUCGCUGAGAUGAUCACCGAUAGAGAUGAGGCAGCCCUCAAAGACCUCGUCGACAUCCAAAUGGAGUACCUCGACAAGCCCGGUUUCCGUUUGAUCUUCCACUUUGCCGAAAAUGAAUUCUUCACCAACAAGACCAUCAGCAAGACAUAUUUCUACCAAAAUGAGAGCGGCUAUGGCGGAGACUUCAUCUACGAUCACGCUGAAGGCGAGAAGAUUGACUGGAAGGAAGGCAAAGACUUGACUGUGCGAGUUGAGAGCAAGAAGCAGCGGAACAAGAACACCAAGCAAACCAGAGUUGUCAAGAAGACCGUGCCAACAGAGUCCUUCUUCAACUUCUUCAACCCUCCUAAGGUGCCAACCGAUGAGGAUGAUGACGAUGCUGCGUCCGACAUUGAGGAACGCCUUGAGCUUGACUACCAAUUGGGAGAAGAUAUCAAGGAGAAGCUCAUUCCCCGCGCUAUUGACUGGUUUACUGGCGAGGCUCUCCAGUUCGAGGAGAUUGAGGACGACAUGGAGGAAGGCGACUUCGAGGAUGAGGACGAUGAGGAAGACGAUGACCUGAGUGAAGACCAUGACGAUGAGGAAGAAUCAGACGAUGAUGACGAUGCUGCGAAACCAAAGCAGGAGGCUGCUGAGUGCAAGCAGAGUUAAACCUUCCGAGUUGAAUCCGGCCUCUGAACCGCCCGACCUCUCCCCUUAGCCCAAAACUCAAACCCCGCCUAUCACUCUUUUGGCCUCUCGAUGGCCCUCUCAGCCAAGAUUGCCCCCCGCAUUUGACACACCAAAUGCUUGGCGUAGAUUCUUGGGGAGGGACCUCUCUAAUUGCAUAGGUGUUUUUACAUGGCACGAUGGAACUACUUCGUCGUUGCCUCUAGACUAGUCUAAUCAGCUUCCGAAGCUUGCUCUGAUUUUUUUUGUUGGUUGUACUGCAUCUAUCUCUUCAUGCAUUUUCGAUUAAUGCAAAUGCAAAUAUUGCAAGGGCGCACUCCGUAGAAAACAUAUAAGAAAAGUUCACCGAAUUCAGCCAAGUCAGCAAACGUG
This is a messenger RNA of Amorphotheca resinae ATCC 22711, 1993 nucleotides long. RefSeq lists its product as hypothetical. The transcript is spliced from 5 exons. Gene Ontology annotation, molecular function: histone binding; chromatin binding. Gene Ontology annotation, cellular component: nucleus; chromatin. Gene Ontology annotation, biological process: nucleosome assembly. The record is from RefSeq and is a predicted model, not a curated record. Lineage: Eukaryota; Fungi; Ascomycota; Leotiomycetes; Helotiales; Amorphothecaceae. Bases 404 to 1603 code for a protein of 399 amino acids.